CCCGUCCCCCGGCGCGGGGUGUAUGACCGCGGCCGUGCGGCGAGCAGGGCAGGCGGCGGCCGGAGCGGGGUGUACCGGGAUACUUGUGAAAGAUGGUGGAUCGCUUGGCAAACAGUGAGGCAAAUACUAGAAGAAUAAGUAUAGUGGAAAACUGCUUUGGAGCAGCUGGUCAACCCCUGACUAUUCCUGGCCGUGUUCUGAUUGGAGAGGGAGUCCUAACAAAACUGUGUAGGAAGAAGCCCAAAGCAAGGCAGUUCUUCCUGUUCAAUGACAUUCUUGUUUAUGGUAACAUUGUCAUCCAGAAGAAGAAAUACAAUAAGCAGCACAUAAUCCCACUGGAAAACGUCACUAUUGAUUCCAUCCAGGAUGAGGGAGACUUACGGAAUGGGUGGCUUAUCAAGACGCCAACGAAGUCUUUUGCGGUUUAUGCUGCCACUGCUACAGAGAAGUCGGAAUGGAUGAACCACAUAAAUAAGUGUGUUUCUGAUUUGCUUUCCAAAAGUGGGAAGACCCCUAGCAAUGAACACGCAGCUGUGUGGGUACCGGACUCGGAAGCCACUGUGUGCAUGCGCUGUCAGAAAGCCAAGUUUACGCCCGUCAACCGUCGUCACCACUGCCGCAAGUGCGGCUUUGUUGUGUGCGGGCCCUGCUCGGAAAAGAGGUUUCUGCUCCCAAGCCAGUCUUCCAAGCCAGUGAGAAUCUGCGACUUCUGCUAUGAUCUUCUUUCUACUGGGGAGAUGACUGCUUGUCAGUCCUCUAGGUCAGACUCCUACAGCCAGUCACCUAAGUCAUCUCUAAAUGAUGUGUCUGAUGAUGAUGAUGAUGAAGACAGUAGCGAUUAAGGACCAAAUGUUUUUUCCAUGUGCUGCAAGUUGUAUUUCAAACCAUAUGGAGCUGCUUUUGGGGAAGUCUGUAGUGAGGUUCCUCAGAGAAAUCCUGUUCUAGCCAUGAAAUAUGCCUGAAUAUAUUCAACUGCAAUGUGCCUCAAUCUAUGAAUUCUCUAGACAAUAGUUGUUUUUUUCUCCUCUGCAGGGAUAGACUGGUGCAAAUGUUAUCAGAAUAUUUUCCAACUUCAUUUACUUGAGUUGUGUCUAAGUCUUGUGGAAGAUUGGAGAAUGAAAUGUACUUUCUUAAUUUAACAACCCAUACUUUCUAAUGUUUCACAUUGGUAUGUUAUGUGGGGUUUUUUUCACAUCUGGGGAGGAAGACUGUAAGCGUGCAUGGGAUGAUGUUGUUUUCAUUAAUCCUGUAGACCAUCUUAUUUUUCUAGCCAUGGUAUAUAAUUAAUUACAAGGUCAUCCAAUUUGCAAACCUAAAUGUCACAAAACAUGGGAACUCUUGUUUUGCAGUUAGUUAUGAUUUCCUAUGCCAAGCAGUGCCUUGUACCAAUUGUGCUGAUUCAGGAAGAAACAAACGUAUUUUUUGUCUGCAUUUGCCUAAAUGCUGGUGUCUGAAAGAUUGUUGGUGCUAUUGAAAAUAACUGCUGUGUUCAAAGUGGAGCUUUGACAAGGUCAUAACUGCACCCCAUGGUGGAUGAUGGAGACCCAAAUGGCAUGUCCUCACCUAUGCAGGCAGACUGAAGACUUCAGAUUCCCACAGGCUUUUCAGCAGCUUUCUCCUUGCAGAAGUUGUGCUGUGGGUUGGGAUCUUGAGAUGAGAAGCUUAGGGAGAUUCUUCUUGGGGAUUUAUAUAGUUUCUUUUCAGAACAGUUUCUAAGUUUCAAAUUUGGCAAAUGCAUACUGAAAUUUUACUUGGGUGACACAGCAUUUGGGUGUGCUAGCCUACACAUUUUUGGAAGUAAUUCCCAAAAAUGUCACAAAUUCUUUUUCUUAAAACACUGGUGAGAGUCUUGGGUUUUUUCUUCCCCCAGGAGUUUUAUUGGCUUGUUUAAAAAUAACCUCAUAUUUUGAACAAGAAGCCUGCAAGUAUCCUUAUAAAACGGGCUUUCCUUUUUACACAGCUGACCUCAGGAUAAAUGUAAGAUGCAAGUUAUUUCAUUUUAAAUGUAUACCCAGGACCAAGAAAAAUGUAUUUAAGGACUAUCAUGAAAUCGUCAGUGCAGAAAAUGUCACUAUCAUAGUGUUCAUUUUAAUUUCUUGAAUACAGAAGUGUCAUGUUCCCAUAUAAAUGCAAAAAUUACAUUUGCAAAGACAUGUUAAACCCCCAAAUACAUGUUUCUGUAUUUUUAUAAUGAUAACCUCAAUUUUGAAGCAGAAAAACCUCUUUGAAAUAGUUGUAUGAAUAUAGUAGCAACUGACUUUAUACAAAAAAUGUUAAACUUUUGUAUCUCUAAAUGACAAUUUCUGCACUGUUUGCCUUGGUUGGCAAUAAUUGGGUUAAAUAUUUAUUGAAUAAACAAUCAAUGCUG
Molecule: messenger RNA, 2368 nt
Organism: Pseudopodoces humilis (Tibetan ground-tit)
Lineage: Eukaryota; Metazoa; Chordata; Aves; Passeriformes; Paridae
Gene: PLEKHF2
Product: pleckstrin homology and FYVE domain containing 2
Biological process (GO): endosome organization; endosome to lysosome transport
Cellular component (GO): early endosome
Molecular function (GO): metal ion binding; phosphatidylinositol binding
Source: RefSeq, a predicted model, not a curated record